This is a messenger RNA of Vitrella brassicaformis, 1306 nucleotides long. NCBI's taxonomy places the organism in Eukaryota, Vitrellaceae. The record is from the annotation of a GenBank genome assembly.
CAGCUGCAGGUGUGCGAGGCCAUUUCUUAGCACGAUGUACACAGCACAUACCAACCCCCUCAACCAGGUGCGGAGCCCACGGUUGGCCAGUGCAUCCCACGGCACCGUCGACCAGUCUGUCUCUGCGCAGUCGACCAGAAGGUUAGAGUGAGGACAAGAAAGCCAGAAGAUGCAUGCAGGCAGACAGCCACACCUAUUCUUUGCCUCCCUCUCAUCGUGUAUAUGCAGGUGGUGUCGUGACCGAGCCAUUCCGGCCGCUGUGGCCGAGCAAUCAGCUGCAUCCCGCCCUCCGGCGGCGUUCUUCUCCAUCCUCAACGGCCAUCAGAAACCCAGGUGGGAGGGUGGGGACACUGCCCACGUGCCAUCUAUCACUCGACCAUGGCCAUGGCCGUGUCCAUUCACCCCCGUAUCAGAUAAGAAGGAGGGGCAGAAGGAGGGGUGAUGUGCUUUUGUGCCAGAUGCCAAGAUGGUGGUGGAGCCUUCGCCUGCAGCAGCUGCAACGGCCGCGCCACCGUCUCUGGUGAGCGACACUCAUUGACACCCAUCCAUUCAUCCGUACCCAAAUACAUGCCCCUGUCUGUGUUUCCUCCAGCUGAUCGUGAAGGAGAGUUGGGGCUAGUCGUCAGCGUCUUCAUAGCGCUCGACGAGCAUACUGCGAUCGAUCGGUACAACGAGUGGCUGGUCCAGGGAGGGCCUCCGGUCAGCAAGCAUGCACCUUGUUGGCCAUCAGCAUACCAGCUGCUCCCAGUGGGCCUAGCCGCUGCGCGAGCAGAGCCCACGUCGCCGGGAGGAGACCCAGUGGGCUGAAGGAACAGCAGACGGCUUGGUUUCUCUUCAACUCGAUGGUGAGUGCGAAAACUUACCGUCUGCUGGCCAGUGUUGUUGGCCGAUGGCUGGGGAUCUGUCACGGGAUUGCCUGAAUAAGCAACAGUAAGCAACAGCACAUACAGACGCUCUCUUUGUGUCCAGCCCCCCUCUGUGCUGAUGCUCACGAAAGGUUAUGAAGCCUCUCUUCCUCUGGUUGUACAGGGUCUGCACGUCCUGAGGGGUGAGCACACUGGUGUCCAUCAUAGUCAUGCAGAUCUCGAAACGCUCGAAAAAGGCCUCACUGCCAGUGAGCACCCACGGCUCCUCCGGCCACGCCCCCGCCGCCUUCUCGGCCAGCAGAUGCUCCAUGAAGGGGCAUGACGGCAAAUACAGGCGCUCACAGAUGUAGAAUGGACAGCAAAACCAGGGAGCUUUCUGACCCUUCAGCACCUUCAGCUUAAAGUAGACGACUUCUACUUCCUCCUAUCUCAGAAUUUAG